CAAAGAACAUGCCUUGCUCCCUCUCCUCUCCCAUAAUUUCUCUUCUUCUCCACCCUCCAACCAUGCUACUACUUCUCAUCCUCCCUCUUAUAAUACUACUAAUUCUUUUCACCUUUUUUCCCUUGUCAAACAAAAUCACCAUUGGUGCUCCCCCCCUCCCCCCCUCACCCCCUAAGCUCCCCAUCAUCGGCAACCUCCACCAACUAUCUCCACUUCCCCACCGCUCCCUCCGCGCCCUGUCCGACCUCCACGGCCCCCUCAUCCUCCUCCGCCUCGGCCGCCAUCCAACCCUCGUCGUCUCCUCCCCUUCCGCAGUCCAAGAAAUCACCCAAACACAAGACCACCUCUUCCUCAACCGCCCCCUCUUCAAGGCCACCCAUGAGCUCUUCUACCAUGGCCGCGACAUCGCCUUCGCCCCCUACGGCGAAUACUGGAGAGAGAUGAAGAAGACUGCUAUUCUCCACCUUCUUAGUAGCAAGAAGGUGGAGUCCUACAAGAAGGUGAGGAAGGAAGAGGUGGGCUUCAUGAUGGAAGAGAUCGGGAGGACGAUGACUACAGCGACAAACAUGACGGAGGUGUUUAAUUCUCUCUCGAGGGAUGUUGUCAGUCGAGUGGUGAUUGGCCGGGCAGCAAGGAGGACGUGGUGGGAGCAUGGCUUGAGGAGUCUUAUAGAUGAGAGCUCCGAGCUUACCGGAGAGUUUUAUGUUGGUGAUUAUAUUCCAUUGUUGGGGAGCAUAUUUGGGGUUGUAGGAGGAUUUGAGAGGAGGCUGAGGAACGUGUUUCAGAGAUCGGAUGAGCUGCUGGAACAGAUAAUGAGGGAGAGGAGGAAGGAGGAAGAUGAUGGUAGUUAUGUUGCUAAUCAUUCUUUUCUUGACUGUUUGUUGACUCUGCAGGGUAAGAUGAAAUGUGAGGGGGUUGCUUUUGAUGAUGCCAGUAUUAAAGCUAUUGUUAAGGACAUGUUCGGCGCCGGAACAGAGGCAACCUCCAUCCCCAUGGAAUGGGCCAUGGCCGAGCUUCUCCGCCAUCCAGCAUCCAUGAAAAAACUCAAACAAGAAAUAAUCAACACCGUCGGCCCCAACGAAACCAUCAUCAAAGAAAAACACCUAUCAAAGAUGAGCUACCUCAAAGCAGUAAUCAAAGAGGUUCUCAGACUCCACCCUCCAGGCUCCAUAAUUGUCCGCCGCCAUCUCACAGAAGAAACAACCAUCAACGGCUACAGAAUCCCCAAAGGAACAAUGGUCCUCAUCGGGGCUAUCUGA
Phalaenopsis equestris is the source of this 1259-nucleotide messenger RNA. RefSeq names its product indoleacetaldoxime dehydratase-like. NCBI's taxonomy places the organism in Eukaryota, Viridiplantae, Streptophyta, Magnoliopsida, Asparagales, Orchidaceae. Gene Ontology annotation, molecular function: monooxygenase activity; iron ion binding; oxidoreductase activity, acting on paired donors, with incorporation or reduction of molecular oxygen. The coding region runs from base 9 to 1259 and encodes 416 amino acids. The record is from RefSeq and is a predicted model, not a curated record. The transcript is spliced from 2 exons.